UUUACGAACGUGGAAUUGUGUUUAGGCCGUGUGCUAGCGCUGAAAAUAAUGGUUUGCCAUUCAUUUUGUACGUAGGCCAUUUAAGUCUGUCAAGUGGAUUUAAUUAUUAAAUAGUUGUAGCAAUUUUCAUAUAAUUAAGCUAGCUAUGGCAAAAACAUACGAUUACUUAUUCAAACUUUUAUUAAUCGGAGAUUCCGGCGUUGGAAAGACUUGCAUACUUUUCCGGUUUUCAGAAGAUACAUUUAAUUCGACAUUUAUUUCAACAAUUGGAAUAGAUUUCAAGAUAAAAACUAUUGAAUUAGAUGGAAAGAAAAUAAAGCUUCAAAUAUGGGAUACUGCAGGACAAGAAAGAUUCAGAACUAUUACUACUGCUUACUACCGAGGUGCAAUGGGUAUAAUGCUUGUGUAUGAUGUUACUAAUGAGAGAUCAUUUGAAAAUAUAAAAAAUUGGAUCAGAAAUAUUGAAGAGCAUGCAUCCACUGAUGUGGAAAAAAUGAUUUUAGGAAAUAAAUGUGAUGUUCAUGACAGAAGACAAGUAUCAAAAGAAAGAGGAGAGCAGUUAGCAGUAGAGUAUGGAAUCAGAUUUAUGGAAACUAGUGCAAAGAACAGUAUUAAUGUUCAAGAUGCAUUCAUGUCACUGGCCAGGGAUAUCAAAGCUAAAAUGGAGAAAAAGAUGGAAGCAACACAACCAUCAAAAACAUGUGGUCAUCAGCUGAGAGCUAAUGAACCAGUUAAGAAAGCACGAUGGUUCUGUACAAUCCUAUGACACAUUACAAAACUAAUGCAUGUAUUAAAUUGUUCAUUAUCUUUACUGCUGUAUAUAAAUUGAAACAGGUAUCAGAAAAAGGAUGACCUGUCAGUAAUGAAGAUGUACACAUACUUUUUUUGCUGAUAUAUUUUUGUAAUAUGUACAUAUCAGUCAGCUUUUGUCUUGCUGAGUUCCAAGCUUUAUUCAUCCUUGGCAUCUCCAGGACCGUGGAUGCUGUUGUCUCUGAAAAAAUUGGUACUUAAAUUUUCAUUAUUUUUUCCUUCAUAAUCAGUGAAUAUAAUAUUUGCAAACAUGUUUGUUAGAAAGAGCUUUGUAUUUGCUUACAUACCUAAAAUGUUUGUAUAGCUAUUUGGCACCAAAUUGUACUAUGCAUUAAUAAGUUACAUUCUAUAUUCUUCCAUUUGUAACUUAAUUCUUGCAUAUUACAUUAUGCAUUUGUUUGUUGUCCCCUUUUUUUCCGCCUGUGCUUUCUAAUUCUAAUUUUAGUAUAGUGUUGUUAAGCUGCCUCUGUAAAAUCACUGUUUAUAAAUAUUGUUGUCAGGUUAUUAUAGUGUUUAUAAUGUUGAAAUUUAAAUGAAGAUAUGUAAAUUUAGUCUUGUUAUGCUUUUACAAAUUCAUAUUGUGUUUUGUUCAUUUCAAAAUGGAUGAAUACUUCCAUUUAAAAGUAAGCAAAUUAAAAUAUAUACUGUAUUAUUUUAUAUGAAUUCUAUAAGUAUGUUGAAAGUCAAACUUCUUAUGAAGGUGUUUAGGAUAGUAUGCAAGUUCAAUAUUUUUUUUUAAAUCAGCAAAAAUAAAUUUAUAUUAUUCUCUUCUUCCUAAUAAGUAAAAAAAAAAAAAAAAAAA
Molecule: messenger RNA, 1612 nt
Organism: Stegodyphus dumicola
Lineage: Eukaryota; Metazoa; Arthropoda; Arachnida; Araneae; Eresidae
Gene: Rab8
Product: RAS oncogene family member Rab8
Molecular function (GO): GTP binding; GTPase activity
Source: RefSeq, a predicted model, not a curated record